Molecule: messenger RNA, 1335 nt
Organism: Cydia pomonella (codling moth)
Lineage: Eukaryota; Metazoa; Arthropoda; Insecta; Lepidoptera; Tortricidae
Exons: 3
Coding region: 853-1302 (149 amino acids)
Source: RefSeq, a predicted model, not a curated record
UAUGACUAAGUACAUUUAAGGAAAGUAUUGUUGUAAAACGGACAUUAUAUUUAAAUCCAUCAAACAAUUUACAACUACGACAUAUCAAUGACAUUUCGAAUUUUGAUCGUCCGAAAUAGUACGUAUAAUAACUAAGUAGUACUAGUAUAUUGCGUGUAUGCAAGUGUGUGUGCAAAUGUAUAAGCUCCUACUAAAAACUAAGCAAUAUGUAAAUAGGCCCUAAAGCAAGUGCUACGUUUGUAGGGGUCUUGUCAGAUAAAAAUAAAUCAUUGAUUAUCUCCAAAAUAAAGUUAAUUAUAAUACCGGUUUAUUUGAGCAAGUUACUUAAUUUAAGCUCAAGAAUGCACCCUUAAAAUUAACGGAAUUGAAAAAAAACCGUGUAUAACAUGAAAAAAUAUCCGGUUAAGUGCGAGUUCGUUUUACUCGCGCACCGAGGGUUCCGUAGAAACUUUGAAUUAUCUCGUAUAACUUUAUAGGCUAAAGACUUUUGAUCAGAAGUAGAUACCUAUACUAAGUAUAAUUGUGUACAGCGCCAUCUAUCGGCAAAUUGCCUAAUUUGCGCGAUGUGCACGUAUGUUGGUUUUUCGAGGAUAAUUCUCUAUCAUGUGAACCAAUUUCAAAGAUUGUUCUUUUAUUUGAAAAAAGGUAUAUUUAAUGUACGGAACCAUAAAAACACUCAAAGCAGCAAGUUCAAAACGAUAGCCUAUUUUAUUAUCAGGUAUUAUGUUAGUAGGUACCUACACAUGUUUGCGUAAACCUAAUUCAGCCACCAAGCUAUAAAAUGCGCGCGUUAACAUCCAUACGUUGGAUAACAAGUUUUGUUAGUUCCUUUCCUUUGUCAAAACGCAAAUAAUGACGGCUACACGUUUGAAGUAUACUUUUUGUAUAUUUACUAUGUUAAAUUUCUUCCCUGGUUCAAUGAUGGCGGAGAUUGAGAACGCAACCGAGAAAUUUAAUGAAGCGUAUGUUAUUGCAAAGGACGUACUCUCGGAUUUUUUCGAGCUAUUCCAGGCGUGUAUGGAGUCGACAAUGGCUAAUCAAAAUUUCAUAAUAGAUGACCUACAAAGUUACCUGUUUUACCCGGCGAAAACUACAGUGGGUUAUGCUCCAAAAUUCACAAGCAACCGUCGAUUUUUUGCUAAUCUGAUAGGCACGCCUGAAUUUCAUCAUAUGAUGGACAAAGACCUCGUGAAAUUGAAGGAAAACUAUAUUAGGAAACUUAAGGCCUGUGAUGUUAUCGUGAUGGACGAACAUCUACUAGAUGACAUGUUGGACAGAGCGUACGAAACUUCUAUGAUCUAAAUAUGUUUAAAUAAAGUAAAGUGAUAUAAUUGA